This is a messenger RNA of Trypanosoma brucei brucei TREU927, 1038 nucleotides long. RefSeq lists its product as hypothetical. Gene Ontology annotation, molecular function: protein binding. Lineage: Eukaryota; Euglenozoa; Kinetoplastea; Trypanosomatida; Trypanosomatidae. The record is from RefSeq and is a predicted model, not a curated record. Bases 1 to 1038 code for a protein of 345 amino acids. The transcript has a single exon.
AUGGCACAAGGUGGUGUGGUGGAGAUUCCUCCCGAUUUCGUCCCACUCGAGCAUGUGCAAAGAGGAAUGAAGAACGCCGACUGCCGCACACCCGUUAUCCUCUUCGGGGAAGAUGGGGAUCCGUAUCUGUCUCUGUGCAAAAUUGCCAGGGAAACGGAUAGCGCUGUUUGGUACUUUGACUUCGCAACGACGCAAGACGUUGAACACACGUUGGGCUACAUCGAAAUAGGCUCCAACAACGGCGACUGGGUGCUCAUCAUGAACUGCGGGGGGGUUGGACAGCAGGCCUUCCGCGAUAUAGCGCUCAUGGUCUUCUGCCUUAAACCGGAACCAAAAAAGUAUCCAAGAAGGGAGUUCUUCAGAUUGAUCUUCUGCGUUGAAAAGGCAUUCGACAUUGAUCAAAAUGUUGAUAUCCCAUUCCCCCCUCUGAUCCUAAAGAACAGCAUAGCCGUGCGCCGUGCCGAUGGGUCGGGUAAGUGGUCCCUCCGUCUCCCGAGCGAGGCGAGGUUCCGUGAGGCUCAAGAGGCAAAGCGUCAACGGCGGCGCGCGGAGGGUCGCGAUAGCGACAGUGAGACUGACCUGGACGAAGACGAAGCCCUUUCAGGUAAGUGGUUCCACCGUUCUGUGGAGUUGAACAGAGCCAUCGAUGAGGCCCCACUGGCACUGGCGGCGCAGAAGAUGAAAGAGGCACUUCUGAACGAGGACGUGGAUACCAUCAAGCACCUCAUAGUUAGUGGCGAAUAUGACAUUGCAAGGGCGAUUGUCCCCGGAAUGACACCCCUUCAAUACGCUUGCUCCGUUGAGAAGCCCAAAGCCGCAAUAUCUUUGCUCGAGUGCGGCGCCGACCCGAACCAACCCCGUGAGAGCGACGGACGACCACCGCUCUUCAUGGCAAUUGAGGACGUCUCACUUGCACGCGCACUGAUCAAGCACGGUGCUGACCUUCACCUGAGAUUCGAAGGGUACCGUGUUGACAACCAUCCCGACACAUCACCUGAGGUUGCGCGGUUGACAAAAAAAAUGCGGCAGGAAAUGUAA